GUCCGCCUCUCCAUUAAUUUUUUGUUUUCCAUCACAGUUCACAUCGCCGUCGUCGUCACGCGCGCACCUCCCCACUCCCCCCCGCGCCGCGCACCACCUCGAUCCCCCGGCCCCUCCACUGCCUUCCCGAAGCUUCCAUGGCGCCCGCGCCGCCGGCCACCACGUGGCCGCGCCGCGGCCGCACAUUUCUCCGGGUGCUGGUCCUCGCUCUCGCAGUUGCGCGGCCGACCUCGUCGCAGUACGUCCUGCACCCGCCGCCCGGGGCAGCCAUCUCCGGCGCGUUCUCGCCGCCGUCACCGCCGGCCGGCGGUGGAGCCGGAGGCGGCGGCGAAGGAGGAGGAGGAGGAGGAGGAGGGGGCAGCUUCAGCCUCACCACGUCGCUCCUCUUCGUCGGGAUCAUCGCCGCGCUCUUCAUGCUCGGCUUCUUCUCGGCCUACCUCCGCCGCCGCUCCGAGCUCGCCACGGCCGCGGACGCCGCGCGCCGCGGCGCCCUGAGCGCCAACGCGGCCGUCGCGGCCGCGGCCGCGGCCGCGUUCGCGUCGGCGGCCAUUGGUGGCAGGAGGCGCGCCGCGGGGCUCGACGCCGCGGCGAUGGAGGCGCUCCCCGUGCUCACGUACGCCACGGCGCGGGCGGUCAAGGCCGGCCGCGGGGCGCUCGAGUGCGCGGUCUGCCUCUCCGAGUUCGACGACGCCGGCGAGAAGCUCCGCCUCCUCCCCGGGUGCUGCCACGUCUUCCACGCCGCGUGCAUCGACGUGUGGCUCGCCGCGCACGUCACCUGCCCCGUCUGCCGCGCCGACCUCUCCGACCCGGCCGUCGCAGACGCCGGCCACGUCCUGGCCGCUGACCUCGCUGCCCAGGCGGAAACGCCCACCGACACGGUUGUCAGCAUCGACAUGGAACCGUCCGAGUCAACGCCAGGACGACAGGACCCCACGUCGCCCGACGAGCAGCAGCAGGCGGAGACGGCGGAGGAGCGGGUGGACCGGUACACGCUGCGGCUGCCGGAGAGGCUCAAACGGGAGAUCGACGAGGCGAAGCGCCUCCGCAGGGCAAUGAGCGCGGUGACCGCGUCCACCGCGCUGCCGAGCGCCUCCAGCGGGCGGUCGGCGUCGGCAGCUCUGCGGACAAUGUCGGCCGCGCGCCCGAGCCGGCGGUGGUCGGGGCUGUUCCGGGCGCUGACGGGGUCGCGAACGAGCGAGGCGGACGACCACGGGAGGGUGGUGCCAUUGCAUACCGGCGACGGGGAGGAGGUGAAGGUGGUGGUAGUUCAGGACGACGUGGAGAAGUACUACGCGCACAGCCUCACGUUCGCCGGGUUCGUCAUCGACGGCGACGUCGCGGCCGGCGACUGGAACCCGGAGGUCUUCCAGGUCUCGACGGCCGUUCCGGCCGCGCCGGCGACGUCGCAGCGGUGAACCCUGCAGAAGGCAUAUCUGACCGUGAAUUUCUUUUCGUAGCGUUCUUCAUUUCAGCUAUCCUAUAGUUAGAGUAGAGUGAUUGCUCAUGGUUUGAUGAAUCUGACAGCAACUGUACAUUUAGAGUUACUAGUUGUCAUCUUGUCGAUUGGAAGUGCUAUGUACAUACAGAAUUGUUAAGUUUUUGAGACCACUAAAAAUAGAGGCUCAUGGAAA
Panicum hallii is the source of this 1631-nucleotide messenger RNA. Its product is annotated as E3 ubiquitin-protein ligase ATL31-like. The transcript has a single exon. The record is from RefSeq and is a predicted model, not a curated record. Lineage: Eukaryota; Viridiplantae; Streptophyta; Magnoliopsida; Poales; Poaceae. Bases 138 to 1415 code for a protein of 425 amino acids.